AUGGCCCCGUUUGGUGGUGAAGACAGUGAUUUAGACGAUUAUGAGCUGGAUUCUUUGAGUCGUCAAGGGGUGAAUCGUGUCGUUAAGGAAACGGUUACCAAAAAGAACAUCCCAGUACAACGGGAUCUUUUGGGUCAAAUUUUGCCGGGACAAAAUUCUUACUAUGAGGAAAUAAAACGAGAUGUUACUUUUAGACCUACCCAUCAUGCUUUAAAUGAAAAAAAUCUGUCUCAUUAUGUAUAUCCCACGAAUUAUGAAGUGAGAGACUAUCAAUACGACAUUGUGAAAAAGGCAUUAUUCCAAAAUGUGUUAUGUGCAAUUCCUACAGGUAUGGGUAAAACUUUUAUUGCAAGUACAGUCAUGUUGAAUUUUUUUCUAUGGACUAUUAGAGGGAAAAUUAUAUUUAUGGCGCCUACCAGGCCCUUAGUGGCACAACAGAUCAAGGCAUGUCUCGGUAUGACUGGUAUUCCCCAUGAUCAGACUGCAAUUCUAUUGGAUAAGAGUCGUAAGAAUCGUGAAGAAAUUUGGGAUACGAAGAGAGUUUUCUUUACGACUCCACAAGUAGUGGAAAACGAUUUGAAAAGAGGUGCCUUAAACCCUAAAGAUAUCGUUUGUCUUGUGAUAGAUGAGGCUCAUAGAGCAACUGGAUCUUAUGCAUACACAAAUGUGGUUAAAUUCAUUGAUAGGUUUAGUACUUCUUAUCGACUAUUAGCAUUGACAGCUACUCCGGGUACAGAUUUGGAAAGUGUACAAGAAGUGAUUAAAAAUUUGGAUAUAUCUAAGGUUGAAAUACGAACUGAGGAAAGUAUGGACAUUGUUAAAUAUAUGAAGAGAAGAAUUCAGGAGAAGAUUCAAGUGGAGCCCUUGUUUGAAAUGCUAGAGAUUGUUGAACAGUUAGGAAUUGCGAUUCUACCAGUUUUACGGCAGGCGGUAGAGUUAGGGAUAUAUGAGAAUUGUGAUCCCGCGCAGAUAAAUGCUUUCAAGGCAAUGCAACAGAGUCAAAAGAUUGUUGCCAAUCCAAAUAUUCCUGAAGGUAUCAAAUGGAGGAAUUUUUUCAUCUUACAAUUGCUGAAUCAUGUGGGGCAAAUGCUCAAGCGAAUUAACAUUUAUGGCAUAAGAACUUUUUACAAUUAUUUCAGUGAUAAGUCUUUGGAAUUUACUACAAAGUAUGGGAUGGGAAAAUCUUCCAAUAAAACGGCGGCAGAAUUUUAUUACCAUCCAAUCUUGAAAAAUAUGACUACGCAAUGUGAAAACCUGUUGGCUGAUCCUAAAUUUUUAGGCCAUGGUAAGUUAAGACAUGUCAGAGAUGAAUUAGUUGAUUUUUUUGCUAGAGGUAAAUCUGAUUCAAGAGUUAUCAUUUUCACAGAAUUGAGAGAGAGUGCUUUAGAGAUUGUUAGAUGUGUAGAUGCUAUGGACUAUCGGCACAUCGUACCUCACAUAUUUAUAGGGCAGGCAAAAGGUAAAGAGGGAUUCGAUGAAGUUUCCUUUACUCGUAACAAUAAGGCAAAAGGACGUAAGAAAGUGGAUAGAUUAAAACGGCAAGAGGAAGAUCAACAAAUUGAGGAGGAAAAGAAAAAAAGGAAGAAACAGGAGGCAUUGGAAAGAGUAUCAAGAAGAACGGGUAGUUCAGAGGAAGCUCAAGCAAACGGUAUGACGCAAAAGCAACAGAAGGAAGUGAUACAAAAAUUUAAAGACGGUGAAUAUAAUGUUCUUGUCUGUACAUCUAUUGGUGAGGAAGGGUUAGAUAUUGGAGAGGUCGAUUUAAUCAUAUGUUAUGAUACGACAAGUAGUCCAAUUAAGAAUAUACAAAGGAUGGGGAGAACUGGUAGGAAAAGAGAUGGUAGAAUCAUUCUCCUGUUUAGCAGUAACGAAUCCAAUAAAUUCGACCAAGCAAUGAAAGAUUACGCUAAUUUGCAAAAAGUUAUAACGCAAAAUAUUUUAGAAUACCAAAAAUCGGAUAGAAUUAUACCAGCAGAUGUUGAUCCACAGUGCCGUGAACAAUUCAUUACUAUUAGUGAAGAGGAUCAAGAGGUUAACGAUAUGGAUGAUUCUGAAGAAGUUAUACGGUUUGCUACAGAUUGUAUGUUGGGUAAACAACGGAAAUCUAAGCGUAACGCAAAAGUGGGACAACCCAAAAAGCAGAAGCGGUUUUUCAUGCCUGAUGAGGUUGAAACAGGUAUUAUCACUGCUGAUAAGCUCGUGCGUAAGGUGAAAAAGCCUAAAAAGGAAUUACCGCUAUUGGAUAAUUUGGAAAAUGAUUCAUUAGAGUUGUCAUCACCUGUAAAAUCUGAGUUCGAGGGUUCACAGGCGACAAUGCCAACAAUUACAGACGCUCAGUUGAAACCAACCGAUCCGCUACCAUUACCUGAUUCUCCUCCAUCAAUUAAACGGGAAAGAUCACCUAGUCAAGAUGCACGAGUACCGUCAUUCUCACCCGAUAGGCCAGUAACCUCAAACUUAAAUUUGGGACCGCCUCCACCCGUGAAGGUCAAAGCUGAGCCUUUUUCUCCUGAGCAAACUACCAGUGACUUGAUAGAUUUUGUCAGUGUGGGACAAAAAAUAGAUAGUGAUGAAAAUCGUCAUAGUUCGCCCCCAUUGAAUCGAAGGGGUCAAGACAAGAUCUUCGAUGAUUUUUCCAAUAAUAAUGGUGGACUUCUUACCCCACAGGAAAGGGAAUAUUUCCAAAGAAACUACUCAGUCAACGAUACCGUUGCCAUAGACACGUUACCGGACUUUUCUCAGUACACCAAAACUGCACAUAUUCCACAUAGUACACGCAAUCAGGGGUUCCUCAAUUUGUUUCAAGACAUGAAGAGGAACGAAAAGGCAAGAAUCAUUGAGAUGAAUCGUACAAGAUGUAUUGCCAGAGGGCUUCAAAAUGGAGUUUUGAACCAGGCGAAGGAACUCGUUGAUCCUAAUCAACAUGCCGUACUUCAGAAUAAUGGAAUACAACCGUUAUCUCGAGAAGGCACGCGACUAGAAGAUUUGGAUGAAAUUUUGGGUUCAGAUUCAGAUUUUUAA
Messenger RNA from Zygosaccharomyces rouxii, 3021 nucleotides. It is a transcript of the gene MPH1, whose product is annotated as 3'-5' DNA helicase. The transcript has a single exon. Bases 1 to 3021 code for a protein of 1006 amino acids. Gene Ontology annotation, molecular function: hydrolase activity; four-way junction helicase activity; four-way junction DNA binding. NCBI's taxonomy places the organism in Eukaryota, Fungi, Ascomycota, Saccharomycetes, Saccharomycetales, Saccharomycetaceae. The record is from RefSeq and is a predicted model, not a curated record. Gene Ontology annotation, biological process: double-strand break repair via synthesis-dependent strand annealing; interstrand cross-link repair; replication fork reversal.